Messenger RNA from Sugiyamaella lignohabitans, 1782 nucleotides. RefSeq names its product Dld1p (gene DLD1). Gene Ontology annotation, biological process: lactate catabolic process. Gene Ontology annotation, molecular function: D-lactate dehydrogenase (NAD+) activity; D-lactate dehydrogenase (cytochrome) activity; FAD binding. Gene Ontology annotation, cellular component: mitochondrion. NCBI's taxonomy places the organism in Eukaryota, Fungi, Ascomycota, Dipodascomycetes, Dipodascales, Trichomonascaceae. The record is from RefSeq and is a predicted model, not a curated record. The transcript has a single exon. The coding region runs from base 1 to 1782 and encodes 593 amino acids.
AUGAGAGGGGUCAAUUUAAGAAUUGCUCUCAGAUCUUCUGGAAGGCAAUUGUCGGGUUCUACCAGAUCGUUUUCUAGAUUCCCUGUUCUUCACCAGCAGGUUAACGGAGGUGAACCAAGUCCCCGGUCCAGCUCCGCUUCCAAUUCUGCCGCUGACAAUGGCUCAAAUAUCAACUCCAGUGGUAGUGGUAGUGGUGAGAACAAUAGCAAGACCGGUGGUAACUCGAAUGUUUGGGCUUAUUUAGGAGUGACUGCAAUUGCAGGCACAGUUUCAUUUUUGACAGCUAAAACCGUCUAUCAGACUGAAAAGAGAGGUGCUUCAAUUGAGAAGAAUUGGGAAGAUGCUAAAUAUGGUGGUAAAGCAGAAUUUCUCGAAGCCCUUCCUCAACUCGAGGCUAUUGUUGGAAAGGAUGGCGUGUCUACCGAUCAAGAAGAUCUGAAAGCACAUGGCUAUUCUGACUGGUCGACCUAUAACAUCGAUACAAACCCGAUUGCUAUAGUAUAUCCUAAAAGCACUGAAGAAGUGUCUGAAAUCGCAAAAAUCUGUCAUAAAUACAAGUUGCCAAUGAUCGGAUUUUCUGGUGGCUCGAGUUUAGAGGGACAUUUCAGUGCUUCGUUCGGUGGAGUUUGCAUUGAUUUUAUGAAUAUGAACAAGAUCCUGUCCAUUCGUCCAGAAGAUAUGGAUGUCACGGUACAACCUGCAGUUGGAUGGAUGGCCCUGAAUGAACAUUUAGAAAAGUUGGGUCAUAAUUUGUUUUUUGCAGUGGAUCCUGGUCCAACUGCCAAGAUCGGAGGUAUGAUUGCAACCUCUUGUUCAGGAACAAACUGUGUUAAAUAUGGGCCUAUGCGCGAUCAUGUUGUCAAUCUCACUGUCGUUUUAGCUGACGGUACAAUAAUUAAAACCAAGCGUCGUCCUAGAAAGUCGUCUGCUGGAUACAAUCUAAAUCACUUGUUCUGUGGAUCUGAAGGUACUCUAGGUUUGAUUACCGAAGCUACCUUAAAACUGCACACUGUGCCAGAAAACACCAGUGUAGCAGUAGCUACUUUCCCCACAGUCCGUGAUGCAACUGAAGCUGCCUGUGAAAUAGUCCGUGCUGGUAUUCCUGUUCAAUGUGUCGAGUUUAUGGACGGACUCCAAAUGGCCUGUGUAAAUAAAGCUGGAUACACGUCUCGAAAGUGGGAAGAGAAGCCAACUCUUAUGUUCAAAUUUGCCGGAACUCAAGCUUAUAUUAAAGAGCAGAUUCAGCAGUCCAAUGUGAUCACCAAACGCAAUUCUGGUCACAGUUUUGAGUUUGCUUCUGAUAAAGAAGAGCAGCACCAAUUGUGGUCUGCUCGUAAGGAAGCGUUCUGGUCCAUCCUCGCUUUAGGACCACCAAAUAGCAAAGCUUAUACUACCGAUGUCGCUGUUCCCAUGUCCAAAUUGGCUGACCUUGUCAAGAACACGGACGAUGACCUUGCGGCCUCUGGCAUUUUUGGCGCCUGUUUGGGCCAUGUUGGAGACGGCAACUUCCACGCUACCAUAGCCUACGAAGCCAAAGACUACGACAAAGUCAAAAAAAUUGCCGACAACCUCGUCCGCAAGGGUCUUGAGCUCGAAGGUACCUGUACGGGAGAGCAUGGCGUCGGUGCCGGCAAAGUCAAGUCCCUCGUUCUGGAACUGGGCCCUGAACCAGUGCAGCUCAUGAGAACUAUCAAGCUCGCACUCGAUCCCUUCGAGCUGCUCAAUCCAGGAAAGAUUUUUACUAAAGAGUCUCUCCAAGGAAACAUCCUCGAAGAAAGCUAA